AAGAGAGUGUGUGAUAAUUGGUUGUAUGUCAACAAAAGACCGGCCUGGCUUCAAUUCAUUAGAAUAUUAGCUCAGUCCCAGCCACAAUGGCCGGGGUACAGUAUUACUAUCAAGAAGAACUCAGCAGUAGUCGUCUACCUGCAGUACCUCAAGCAGCAGCAAGACCAUCAUCUUCUAAACUAAAGACUCCUCCAGUACCUCCUCCUCCUCCUGCUGGCUCCAGACCCAGUCCUACUAGUACCACUGGGUCUGCUACUAGUGGAGGGACUAGCUGCACCUCUACUGCCACUGGUGCUGUGUUUUCAACUGAUAUCAUUGUCACUACUCUCAUUCUGUUCUUCAUUCCACACCAUUUCUACAUUUACUAUACAAUAAAAGCACUCCUCCUGUUUCCCCUCCGCUGGUCUGUCUCCAUAAAGGACUCCAGGAAGCAUUACUUCAUUUUUGAAUUCUGUGCAUACACUCACUACCUCAAUCUGUUCUACCUCUGGUCUCCAUGGAAACCCACCGGGAUGUUCCCCUCCUUGUUCCUCUUUGCUAACGGUCCUGUCCUCUGUACAGUGUUCUUCCUGGGGAAUGGGUUCAUUCUUCACUCCAUUGAGAACAUGUGUAGUCUCUUUACUCAUUCAUCAGGAGCACUACUAAUGUGGAGCAUGAAGUGGUAUCCCACUACAGGAGGAGUGACUAGUAAUGAUGUAGAGUUAGACAGUAGCUAUGAGUCAUUGUUGAGGAACUGGAGAGAGAUCAUGAUGACCAGUUCACUGUACUACCUCAUCUGGGCCAUCUGCUACUCACUGAUUGUUCUUAAAUUGCUGGAGAAGAGGAUCAUUCGUUACGACAGUGAGACAAGCUUUAGAUGCUUGGUUCAAAUACAAAGAGACGGAUUAAUAUCAAAACUAUGUCACAUUCAUGGAGAAAGAUACUCCAAACUUUAUUACAUAAUCUUCCAUUACACAGUAACUGUAGCCUGUAUGACUGGGGCCUUCCUCUCUUACUACUGGAAAUUGUAUCACUUCAUUUUACUGACUUCAUUUCUACUGCUUGCUCUUUGUAAUGGAGCGAAAUAUUACUUAAAAUAAUUUUAUUAAUUAAUAUUAAUUUUAUUGACAUUAACAUUAUGAGCUUAUUGAAUGACAUCAGUGAAUUAAA
Molecule: messenger RNA, 1149 nt
Organism: Amphimedon queenslandica
Lineage: Eukaryota; Metazoa; Porifera; Demospongiae; Haplosclerida; Niphatidae
Exons: 5
Coding region: 87-1079 (330 amino acids)
Biological process (GO): phosphatidylcholine biosynthetic process
Source: RefSeq, a predicted model, not a curated record